Messenger RNA from Aspergillus caelatus, 5669 nucleotides. RefSeq lists its product as uncharacterized. Lineage: Eukaryota; Fungi; Ascomycota; Eurotiomycetes; Eurotiales; Aspergillaceae. The coding region runs from base 413 to 5128 and encodes 1571 amino acids. The record is from RefSeq and is a predicted model, not a curated record. Gene Ontology annotation, molecular function: transcription factor binding. The transcript has 5 exons. Gene Ontology annotation, biological process: positive regulation of transcription by RNA polymerase II. Gene Ontology annotation, cellular component: nucleus.
AUAUUUGUGCAUUCGCUUGCUGCCCCAAUUUAGAAAUUUUUCUGAAUACUGUACCGGUCCCAAGUUCCUAAUCUCGCACCCCCUCCAUCCUCGCUGACCGCUGCUCGGGUCCUCUCGGGCCUUCAGGCUUCUUUUACAUAGUCCUGCCUCUGUUUCGCUUAUGUCUUCGGUCGGAAACUCGUUAAUGCCCCGGUGGACUGUGUGCUGUCCUCACUAUAGGCACUUGCAGCUGUGAAGACAGUUAUCGCCAGAAUCACAGCGGACAGGCGACGAGGUAAUUGUUUUCUGCAUCCUGGAACACCCAGUGCCAUUCUAGCUCGAGUGGGACUUAAUAGUGAACUAGGAUUACUAAACCCAUUGAGUGUACGCAUCUUCAAGAUCAGAUAAGAUCGGUGCCGGUGCAACCGGAAGCAUGGUCGAAUUGUCAUGGAGUGCAGCCGCGGUUCCGGAUUCACGACCUACGAGGAUGAAGACAUUAGCGCCGCCGAUUACGUCGGAAGCACCAACACCUGAGUCUACCUUUGUGCCAUGCGCCUCGACAGCAUCCCUAUUCCUAUAUGCCGAAAGCUCGGCCAUUGUAUGCCUCCACCACGAUACUUUGGCUGUUGAGCGACGCUUCGAAAGCCAUACCGACGAUAUUGGGUUUAUAUCGGUAGACAAUGUCAGUGAGCGUGGCGCAGGGAGACUGGUCGUUAGCUAUGAUGUUAGUCAGACGGCAAUUGUUUGGGAUCUGUUUACCGGCUCGGUGAUCGCACGGUUCGCGUCCUUUGACCGGCUCAAGGUAGCCGCUUGGAUGCGCAAUGGCAAUGUAGCGUUCGGAAACGUAAAGGGUGACGUGAUCUUGUUUGAACCAUCCACAUCCGAGCACAUCUCUUGCCGGACGAUCUUCGACCCUAUCACGGCUUUGGCGCCGUCAUCAGACUGUCGAACCUACGCCAUUGGAUACCAGAAUGGAUCAAUUCUGAUAGCUACUCUUCACCCCACAUUUGCUAUCUUGCAUACGAUGAGCACCUCCCGCGGGCCGUCCCGGAUCGUCUCGCUGGCAUGGCAUGCAUCAUCGUCAAAACAAAAGUCGGAUAUGCUUGCUACCCUUUCUGCAAACGGUGAUCUGAGGGUAUGGAGCGUGGCUAAGCCCGCUGGUAAAGAUGUGCCGCGGGUAAUCAGGGUUCUCAAGAGAUCGGACACGUCUUCCUCCACCGAGCCUAAGUGGAUGGCCUGGUCGAAGAAUGGUAGGAUCGUUCAGUAUCUCGAGGGUGAGACAUGGGCCUGGGAUGUGCGAACCAAACAUGUCACGUCGGAGCCAGUUCCGACGAUUGACAAUCCUCGUGGGUUCGCCAAUUAUGGACCAACAGCCACAUUAUUUACAUUAGGGCCUCACCACACCGUACAGCAGUAUGAUCUUGAGAGCCCAGGAUUAGUCGCCAACGUGCAGCAUCCUCCCGGUGGAGUCUUACCAACAUCUGAGGAGGCCAGAGCCCGUGGUGUGUCAGCACGCAUGCUCCAAGACCCACCGGAGAUGAAGGAAUCUGGUGCCAUGUACGGCACAAGACGAGCUCCGUUUGAUCCGAGCGGAAUCGAAGCUGUACGUCAACAGCGUGCCGAGCUAACUAGUCCAGUCUCUUCACGAAGUCAGGCAAACACCGUGAGCUCAAAGGCCUCCUCAGGGAAGUACAGGACGGUCCCAUUUUCAUCCCCAAGUAGAUCGGGUCACACCGCUACAUCCUUUUCACUCACUUCCGCUAGUGGUAGAGAUACCCCUCAGGCAUCUGGUGCAUCUUAUGCGUAUGCUUCUUCCGUAUCUAUGUCGUCUGUGAAAAGCUCCCGUGCCGGCUCUCGUUUGCGAAACGAGGUCCAACCCAGCCCAGCAGAUAAACGCAUGGAUCUGUUUCCUUUCACACGGGAACGGCUCAACGAUGUGCCAUAUAGCCGCCAACAGCCCCUGGAUGAGUCUCAUCUCACGCCAGACGAUCUCCGUCGUCAAAUGCUCAGCUUGGUCUUCGGCUGGGAUCAUGAUAUUGAUGGACUCAUCAACGAUGAACUUAGCCGCCACACACCGGGAACUCAGAGCGCUAUUCUACUCGCCCAGUGGCUAGGGGAAUCCGACACAGACCAAAUGGUGUCAAUGCUUAGCGCAGGUUCAGCCUCAACAGCAGAUUGGAUGCUUCUUGCUUUUAGCCAGAUGAGUGGCGAAUCACAAGCCAACAAGGUCGGACAGGCCUUCGUUCAGAAGCUUCUGGAAGUUGGUGACGUGCAUACUGCAGCUACGAUUCUUUUGGGGCUUGGCGAUAAGAAUGAUGCUAUUGAAGUUUACGUCUCCCAGAGCUAUUAUAUGGAAGCUAUCCUGAUGGCGUGCCUGGUGACUCCCACAGAUUGGCAGCGUCAAUCAUAUCUCGUCCGUCGCUGGGGGGAGCAUGUUGUCUCACACUCCCAGCAGCAGCUAGCAAUACGGUGCUUUAUGUGCACGGGAGUCGAACCUUCGGAGCCUUGGACCUCUCCAGCUGCACAACAGGCUGCCUCCUUUGCCGAGAUGAUGGCGAUAAAAUCACCAAUUACCUCCCCGGAGCCUCCUUAUCCCAACCCGUCAGGUCUUCUACCGCCACACUCUCAGACAAAGCCUUCCAAUAGCCGACAAGCUAAGACUCCGGCCCUGAAGCUCAUUACGUCGUUUGACUCGCAACCUAGCCAGAAGUUCCGAUUGCCUGGUUUAAAGUCGGAUGAUAGGACACCUACCAAUGUGCCCGGAGUUACGCCCAUUGCUGAAUCCGCUGUAGCCGACUCAGCAUUGUCUCCUGGAGGCUUUGGUUCAUACAAACUGAAUAACAUCCAGAGUCUGAACAAUGCGAUGAGCUCCCGAACCGGUACCCCCGCCUUUAGUAGAGGGCGCCUAUCUUCCAUUGGGGAAACCCCCGUUGACGUGCAACCGCCAACUUUUCCAUCCAGUGGUUCCAAGAAGCUCGUCGAUUAUGGCUCAACUUCGGAGAAUGAUGAUCAAGAGGACCAGCCCGGUAACGAGAAAGAAGAGCAGAUUGGCCUGCUGCCUUCUGCUACGUAUGAUCCCGAUGACGCGUUCAAACCAAGUCCGCAAACCGCUGUUCAAACAAAUACGGACAAGUUUGCAGGCAUCAAGGGAAUGCCUUCUCCAGUAUCUGGGCUUUUUGAGGCUCUGAAAGACCGAUCUGACAGUCGCAAUGGAUCUAGGGAUAGGAAGCCCGAUGGGCUGCAGCUUUAUUUGCAUCCUGCUGAACACUCUGGUACUGAUGCCGCCGACCAAUGGGAUAGUGGUAACUUUAGAAGCCCAGCAUCAACUUUGAACAGCUUCAGCUCCGCAAAGAGCCCAAGUGUUAGUGGAAGGAGUAUUGAGCAAUAUAUCAGUAGCCUUGACGAGGCGAAUUAUCACUCAAAGAGGCAUCACAACUAUCGCUCCAAUGGUGUAGGACCGCGAACUACGGAUGAAACGGCCAGUCAGACUUCAGAAAGACGGCACCACUCUAGGAACACAUCCCAGCAAGCACGUGAGCGACACGAAAGAAGGUAUAUCCCACCCGCCAAGCGGUCUCCUUCCUCGCCGGUCCCGAUGUCCCCCGAAGAGAUAGCCCGUUACCACGCCGCUGAGGAGAAUCACGAUGAUACUCGUCGAACGAAACAGCGUUCAAAGACACGCAGUGCGAGUAGAGUUAGGAAGCCACGUUCCCGAAACUCAUCAGAGCGUCGGAACAAUCGUUCUUCUAGUCGGCAUACAGCUAAUCGGGUCGGCACCGAGAAACAUGACCGUGGACGCAGUGCUGACAGGAAGGACUUCUACGAUAGAUCGCCUUCACCUCCAUUACCCACGUCUACCACAGAUGAUGCUUUCAGGCUAGUAGCCAGCGAUCGAGAACGGAGAUCGCAACAGCGAAGCAGCAGCCGACGUCCGGACAAAGGGAAAGCAGAAGCAAGGGCGAGAUCUCGGAGUCGCCAUGAUACCGAGCCCAAGAUCGGGACGGAACAUGAACAGUAUGACAUGGGUACAACUCCCCAUGGUCUUGUCGUCGAGAUAGUACCUCAAAGCGACCAUGAGAUGUCGACGGAGGACAGCCGGGCCAUUCACUCUGCCACUGUACCUCCCGCCGUACCACACAUUGGGCUCUCUGAACACAGAAGGAAGGAGCUCGCAGCGGCUGAACUAGAGGCACGACGGCUCUCGCUCGCGCGGAAUCCAUCCGCGCCCAACAUCCCCUUUCCGGGAGAACUGCAUUUGAGUCGCACUAUUCCAGAAAGCCCCCCAUUUUCUGCCAAUUCUUUUGGCCCACGUACACCAGGUCGACGGAGGGCCUCAUCGAGCAAAGCACCUCCAGAGCACCGAAGUAGCUCGGACUCUAACUCAUCCCAGUCCGGGCCGCCGGGGCUGGCCACAACACCCAGGGCUAUGCGACACCCAAAGUAUAACCAGGAGACUGCUCCAUCUGUUCCGAAUGUUGCGGACAGCACUGUUCUACUGAGUAACGCCAGGUAUCAGGCCGAUGCUGAGAGAAUUGGUCGCUCGAUGUCUGUUCCAGUGCCCGAAAUACAACAACCUGGGACAGUGCCAUCCGACCUGCCAAUGCAUCCACGAUUUAAUCCACACCUCCCGAGAAGCCGCUCAACCAGCAGAACCCGGAACAUGGGCCAUCGCCGGGAAAGCUCAAAAGAACAAGGCGGAUACAGCUACGGAGGCUCUCCAGUGGAUAUCAGCAUCGAGGAGGGAAUCGAGAAUGCGAUGGAACUGAAACAUUACGAAACUCCUCCUAUGUUACCAGAGCUGCAGCACUUGAACGCUCUCCCACCCCCGCCACCACCUGCUCCUGUGAUGGAUUGUGCUUCUCCUCGCGAGUCUUCAGGGACCAUAGACAUCGCUAUUGACAACGAGAACAUGGGAAAGCUCCUACCUCGCGCUAUGACGGCCGGACCCGCGGUGAGCAUGGAGACACAACCGACAUUACAUCGCCGUCGUAUGUCCUUUGAGCACCGACGCGGCAAAAGCGUGAACGAAAGCUUCUCCAGUAAGAUUCGCAACCUGGCGCGUAUGGGCAGUGUUAAUCGGGCACCCGAUAAUUGGGAUGAAACACAUUUUCCGUAUGAAAGUAUACCAGUUGCCGGCAAUCGCAUUUAGGCCAUUUUGACACUCUCCGCCGGUCUUUGCUUUGUCUGUACCCUUCUAUUUUUCUCCUUUCUCUUUUUCUUUUUCUUUUUUUUUAAAAAAUUUUCUUUCCCCCCUUUUUACCUGGUUUGUUUUUGUCUUCGAUGUCCUUUUUGUUCUGCUACUAGCAUUUCAUUUUCUAGACGUGGUCUGCUUCUCGGACCUUGAUGACUAACGACAUUUCCUUUUAUCUCCUGUUACGCCCUGUUAUGACUCAUUAAAGGGCAUUAUGCGGUUGUUGGAUGUAUACCCUUCCGGACAGUAUGACAAAUUGUUGUCCCCUGAGUAACACACGGUGAACUUGUCUGUGUGCGUUUCUUGGACUUUUGCUUAUUCCCGCGUAUUACUCUUCUUGUUCAGAUCGGGUCCGCAAGGACAAGGAAAAGUUCCUUUGUAUCUGGGAUUGAGAUGGUUCCUGUUGCGAUAUUGUGCACAGGCUUCCGUCACUCUCACAAUGCUUUGAUUUCCUUGGUUUUCUACCACUAUUAGUGAUAAUCGGGCUAGAUGAUAAUAU